AAAGGGGAAACGUGCCCGCGCAUUGUGCACGCACUGUACUUCCUGCCAUUGUGCUCUUUGAUGCUUGUAACCUAUAUAUCCUCCAAAUCUACAUACUAAACACAGAGUUUACCGAUGUUUCUGUGCUAGGAUGUUAAAAGCGACACAUGAUGAGGCGCAUUGUAACAAUAUUUAAUACUUGGCAAAUGAUGCACAAAUGGAAAAACGUUUCUUUUUAUCCCCCUUUAAUUGUGCGUUCAACUAUGGAGGACCAUAGUACCUCCAUACCCUAGCCUGAUUCACUCUUAAUUGUUGUACAAAGCUAAUAGCAACAUCCAACGAAAGACUUUCAGUAUGAAAGAUGGUUCUACAAAAGUCAAAAUACUGAGUCAGUAUUUUGACUACAAAGAACAGCAAGUGAUAUUUUCCAUUAAGUACCUCCUUUAGGAUCUUUGAGUGCACAAUACAGUAUUGAAAUAUGAAGUUUAGAAAAAAAAACAGUUCUGAUUUAAGCCUUAUAAGAUAAAUUCAGAUUAUAUUGCAUUUGCUUUAGUCCUUCAGUGAAAACAUUUGCUUUAUUACCAACUCUAAAUUCUUAUCAGCAGAUAAAAGUUACUACCAUCUAAGAAAUGCAGAACUAUUGCUGCCUAACUCAUAGAGUGAGGCAUAGUUGCCACUAACUUUGACUUUUGUUUCUUUUUCUGUACCAUAGAAAGUAUUCCUGGCCUGGUGCUUUUGUAUUUAUUUAUGUUUCCUUCCUGUCCUCACUGCAGCCCUUGGCUCAUCCUGCGCAUGGUUCUGCUGGGGGUUUCUUCCUGCCGAGGCCGAGUUCGGCUCUCCUCUUAAAGGAAACUCGUGUUUUAUCCUCUGCAUUGUGUUUAUUCAUAAUGGGUCAUCAAAUUAAAGUAAAGAUCUAAGCAAUUUGUGAGAUUUUUAUAUAUAGAUAACUGGCAAUAAGCUUAAAAUUAGACUGUAGUGAAAAUGUUAAACUAGACUUUUGAGGUUAUAUUUGUGUUAAUCACCACCAAUAUCAAUAAACUGCACUGAAGUGAAAUGGAAUAUGCAUGAUUUUAAUACCAUACCAGGUUAUGGCAGCAAAAAUGUAGUGUAAUGUAUAUAUUUCUCUGCAUUUUAUCUUGUGAAAUUCUCUGCAAAAGGCUUUUAGAUUAAAAUUUUUUGUCAGAUUAUACAAACUAAAUCAAAGCAAACAGAACUCAGUGGGGGAAAAUAAGCUCCAGAUUUGAUUGCAUAGAACUAGAAUGAAUUUUCUCUGCAACAAAACCUGAAUUCAGAGGCCUGUUAAUCAAUAAAAACAAUCAAUGCUAAUCCUAUGGUGUGGCCUCUGAGUGCGCCUGUAAACAUUCCAACAUGGACACAAGGUCAAAUUCCACGCCACAUUUUGCUUGGGGCCAUGUGUGCUCACUUCUGUCCCUCUGCAGCCUGGGAUCUACAGACACAGAGAGCCACUGAGAGAAGAAGGUUUGUAGCAUGUCUGGACCAAAAGCACAAGUGGUCCAUUCGAUUCCAACCUACAGCCUGACCCGGCUUGCACGAGAGUGGCUUGCAGAGGACACUCCAAACUUUGACCCGGCAGGAGUCUGUGUGGGAUCAGAGGAAGUGGAGGCAAAGUUGUUGUGUAAAACUCCUCACACCGUGCUGGCAGGAAGCCCUUUCUUCACAGCAGUAUUCACUGAGGUGGGCUGCACCGUGGACUGGAUGUACCAGGAAGGAGCGGUGAUCGGUCCAGAUGCCGUCACAGUGACUGCUGUGGUGAGAGGCCCAGCGAGAUGCCUCCUCCUUGGGGAGCGCCCUGCUCUAAACUGCCUGAGUCGCGCCUCGGGGAUCGCCACCCGCUGCUCUCAGCUCCAACUGACGGCAAAGUCUGCGGGCUGGCACGGAGAAGUGGCUGGCACCCGUAAGACCACCCCGGGCUUCAGGCUGGUGGAGAAGUACGCCAUGCUGGUGGGCGGCACAUCCAUGCACAGACAGGACCUGAGCGGCAUGGUGAUGCUGAAGGACAACCACGUCUGGGCGUCGGGGAGCAUCACAGAGGCCGUGAAAGUGGCGCGCUCAGUCUGUGGCUUCAGCAGUAAGAUUGAGGUCGAGUGCCGCUCCACAGCGGAGGGAAGAGAGGCAGCCUCAGCCGGAGCAGACAUCGUCAUGUUGGACAACUUUCAACCACAGGAGCUUCACGUUGCAGCGCGAGACCUGAAGAACGAGUUCCCAUCUCUUCAGAUAGAGGCUAGCGGAGGAGUCACUCCUGAAAACGUAGCUUCAUAUUUCUCCUCACAUGUAGACAUUAUUUCUCUGGGUUGCAUCACUCAGGGAUGCCCAGUUUCAGAUUUUUCUCUGAAAGUUCAAAAGCCAGGUGAAAAAAACAAGUGAUUGCUAAACUAAUUGUUGUCAUAGCAACAAUGGCAACAAUUACAAAACUUCACAGUUUUGUGACUAUAAUUGAAUAGUGGAAAGAAAGUAACAGAUCAGUGCAAAAAAUAUAGACAUAUAAAAUACUGCAUUUGCUUGCAUCCAGUGCAGUUGACUAUAUUACUAUAUAGACUCAACUGGUGGCCCUCCCCCCCUUGCAAACAGUGAGACACGGUGGUGGCAACAUUACGGGGUGGGGAUACUUUUCAAAGCGAAAUUUUAGGCUAUUCUGGGAGAGAAAAAUACAGUUUGACCUUUCAAAACCUUUAGGAAAAUAGAUUUAUGUUUACUGCUGAAUUAUAAUUUAAUGCAAAUAGAUUCAUGUGUGCAUAUAUUUUAGCAGAGCACUGUAAAUAAAACAAAAAUCUUUUGUUUCUGUUGUGGAAAAGUUGCAGAGGUUGUUCAUUGAUUAAUCACAUCUUGUUUGUCAUUUCAAAAGAAGAAUAGAAACUGGAUUUGACAUGCGACGGAUUUGUAAAAUACACUUCAGCAGAGGAACUGCAGUCACAAGUUUAAAUUCAACAGAACAAAGAUGAGAAACAAAAGCAAAACAAAAAUUAAACUACGAUAAGUGCUUACCAGUACAGAAAAGUGGAUUGGGUUAUACAGACAUGUAGUUCAGGGCUGUGUUUAUUGUUUACCUCUGUUUUUCAUUCUGGAUUUCUGUAUGUUGUCUCAGACUGUUUGAGUGUCACGUGAGUCUCAAACAGCCUCACGCACUUGCAUUUUAUCUGUACGUACAUGUCGCUUAGUGUGGGCGUUAGGCAAUUUGUGCUCAUGAAUUUAAUCAUUUGCUUGUGGAGGAGCCUUUCUGAAUUCAUCAUUACCACAUUUGUGAGACUAAAGAUAAAAAAAAAA
Poecilia latipinna (sailfin molly) is the source of this 3261-nucleotide messenger RNA. RefSeq names its product nicotinate-nucleotide pyrophosphorylase [carboxylating]. The record is from RefSeq and is a predicted model, not a curated record. The transcript is spliced from 5 exons. Gene Ontology annotation, cellular component: cytoplasm. Lineage: Eukaryota; Metazoa; Chordata; Actinopteri; Cyprinodontiformes; Poeciliidae. Gene Ontology annotation, biological process: NAD+ biosynthetic process; quinolinate catabolic process. The coding region runs from base 1468 to 2364 and encodes 298 amino acids. Gene Ontology annotation, molecular function: nicotinate-nucleotide diphosphorylase (carboxylating) activity.